This is a messenger RNA of Gopherus evgoodei (Goodes thornscrub tortoise), 2055 nucleotides long. RefSeq names its product GTP cyclohydrolase 1-like. The coding region runs from base 1 to 696 and encodes 231 amino acids. Gene Ontology annotation, molecular function: GTP cyclohydrolase I activity; zinc ion binding; GTP binding. Gene Ontology annotation, cellular component: cytoplasm. Gene Ontology annotation, biological process: tetrahydrofolate biosynthetic process; tetrahydrobiopterin biosynthetic process. The transcript is spliced from 6 exons. The record is from RefSeq and is a predicted model, not a curated record. NCBI's taxonomy places the organism in Eukaryota, Metazoa, Chordata, Testudines, Testudinidae.
AUGGCGUGCCAAGCGGCCGGCGAGGAGCUGCCGCGCCCCUGCUGCAAUGGCUACAACGAGCUGGCGCCGGCCGACACGAGCCGGGCUCUGCUGCAGGAUCGCCCGGAGAAGCACAGGCGCGAGGAGGCGGCCGAGGGCGGCGCGCUGCCUGCCUUGGAAGACGCCUACCUGAGCAUCCUGGAGGGGCUGGGGGAGAACCCUGCCAGGCAGGGGCUGCUCCAGACGCCCAGGAGGGCUGCCAAAGCCAUGCAGUUUCUCACGAAAGGCUACCAAGAAGCCAUCGAGGAUAUACUCAAUGAUGCAAUCUUUGAUGAAGACCAUAAUGAAAUGGUGAUCGUUAAGGAUAUUGAUAUGUUUUCCCUUUGUGAACACCACUUGGUACCCUUCUUUGGCAAGGUACAUAUUGGAUACUUACCUAUAAAGAAAGUGGUUGGACUAAGCAAGCUUGCAAGAAUUGUUGAAAUCUUUAGUCGAAGACUGCAAGUUCAAGAGAGGCUUACCAGACAGAUUGCUCUGGCAAUUACUGAGGCUCUGAAACCUGCCGGAGUGGCUGUGAUUGUAGAAGCAUCGCACAUGUGCAUGGUUAUGCGAGGGGUUCAGAAAAUGAAUAGCAGGACUGUCACCAGCACCAUGCUCGGAGUCUUGCGAGAAGAUCCAAAAACCAGAGAGGAAUUUCUUACACUGAUCAAGAAUUAAAUGGAAACAGCUUCCCACUCACUGUUUGUUGGCUCUAACAGUAAAACUAAUUGCCAGAAACUAAUUACCGUGUGUGAUGCAGGACUAUUUGCAGAGUCUGUGUAUUAGAAAUAGCUGUGUGACAGCUUGGUUCUCACUAGUGCCUUGUAAUGUCAUAAAAUAUUUGGUAGAGAAUGAAUGUGCCUAAAUCACAAUUACUGAACUGAAAAGUGAUUAGCUGUUUCCCAAUACUAACCAUAGAGUGCUAUGGAAAGAUGUUGCUAGAUGGGAGCUAAAACGAGCCCCCCUCCAAAACAAACAAACAAACAAACAAACAACAAAAAAACCAAGCUGCCACAGAAAGGUGAAAUUAAGCAUAAAGACCUGUGGCCUUUAUGAGUCAAUCUUCGGCCCCUUUGUGUUCCUUGUAUUAGACAAAGGGGUCAGAAAGCCAGCAGAUCUCCCACUGGGGAUUCAUCUGGUGUAAGGGGAUGUCUGGGAGGCAUGGAACUGUUGUAAUCUGAUCCUACACCAUCUUCUUCUGGCCCCGAGGGUAGAGGGCAUGAGAGAAGAAUUGCCAGACGGGAAGGGGCAUGUCCACUGUGCUCCACCAACUCCUAUCUGGUGAAUGGCCUUUGGGUGCCAUAGCCAGCUGGGUGUAGCAUGGAGUAGCAGAGAGCCCAAGGCCUGGCAGAUCCCCACAGCCACCAUUAGAGAUAUGAAUGGGAGGCAGACAGUACCCAUGGAUGUGCCUGGAGGUGACAGUGUGGAAAGUGGCACUUCUCUAGCUCUGCCUCUUUCCUGCCUAGCUAAGCUCCCCUGAUCUGAAACAGUCUCCCAGAAGGCCUAGGUUUGUCAUUGCAACACAAUAGUGUUUCAGUAGAUCUUAGUGACCCAUUAGUGCUCCAGCAGCUUUUUUCAAUAUAUGCAUAAUAUCCCCCACACCUCUGACCCACCACAAAGAUCUGUUGUUUAUGGCUAAGUCCCAGUUCAGCUCACUCUAAACCUUGCUUUGAUCCUUUCUGAAGAAAAAGCAGAUGAUAUGGCACUAGGAUUGUUCCUUACGGUCAUGAUACAAUUUUUGAUACCAUCAUCUGAGUCAAGAAUUGUCUCUGGGAUUGAGUAGUUUUUCAGAUUCCCAUGCACAGAUAAAAGAUCAGCUCUUUUUAAACUGCAGUGUAUAUAUAAUGCUGGAGAGCUGAAUUCUUAUAAAGGCUUGUUAUUAACCCUGCAACGGAACUGACAUUUGUUUUGAUAGUAAGCCUCAUAGCAUUACUUAAACCAGUCAGAACCAGGGCUGGCUCUACUGUUUUCAUCGCCCCAAGCAGCGCUCCGAAUUGCCACCGCAGAUGGCGGGAGCAGUCCAUGUGCAGUUAGGGC